UGUGAAGGACGCGGACGUAUGCAGGAGAAGGUCCCUCUGACCUUCUCCCUCCCCUCCCCUCUCGUCAGGUCGGUGGACGGCGCCGACAUCUGCGUGGGUUUUCUGAAGGUGGGCCGGAAGCGUCUGUUCAUCCUGGACUCGUCCGGUGGCCAGAACGAGGUGAUGCCCGUCAGCGUUCUGGACUUUUACGUGCACGAGUCGCUGCAGAGGCACGGCUACGGACGACAGCUGUUCGACGCGAUGCUGCAGACGGAGCGAGUGGAGCCGGUACAUCUGGCCAUUGACCGGCCCUCGGAUAAGCUCACCUCGUUCCUGGCCAAACACUACGGACUGCGACAGCCCUGCCCGCAGAUGAACAACUUUGUCGUCUACCCGGGAUUCUUCUCAGACCGCGAAGGUGACGCCCUGUUCAGUAUCCGUGUGGCGCCUGUCUCCCCGGCCUGGUGGCCGGCGGCCGGCCGUCCCUCAGCCACCGACCCCACCGUGGAGCCCGUGUCGGCCUUUCACUCUCCCGGCCGUCACUCGUUCGGCCGCCGAGGCUGUCGUCGGCUGGUGACCUCCUGUGUCCCUCCGACUGACCGGCGACUGGCUGCGGCGGCCGCUCGGGGUCGGGGUGGAUUACACCAUCCUCCAUCCUCCCCCUCCCGUCCCAAUCCUCUCUCCUCACCCCUCUCCUCCUGGGGUUCUGGUCAUCCUGGUAUAGCCCAGCCGGUGAUACCACAGGUCCCUGGGGUAGAUACCACACCAGGGGAGGGGUCCUCACUGACUGAGACCGUAGCAGCUCCCCGGGUGGCGCGAAAUGUGGUGCAUCCUCUUCAGUGGCCGGUAAACGGGGAGAGGCCGGGUCUGGGUGCUGCGGAGGGUGCUAGGUCUGGGUCAAAUCUGAACCAGUCUCCGGUGGUUUCGGUCUCUCAGAGGGAUGGUGGGGUGGGAGGGGAUCAGCGUCAGAUAGAGCACACAUCAGGGGAUGUGCCUAUAGGAGGGACAAAACCGUCCGGAAAUGUUACCGAGAUGGUCGGUGAUCUGUCCGGAUCGAGAGAAGUUAGCUCAGCGGGGAGAUCUGCGAAAGCUACAUCGGUCAACUCAGGAGGGUUUCUCCCCGCAAUAUCCCCGCAGAAAUUCAACAACCCUCCCUCGGGUGGGCCAUUUCCCUCUCUACCUUCAUUAAAACAUGGUGUUCCCUCCCACCCGGAUGGAUCUUCCAUUGACCGCAGAUCAUCGACUGCAUCCCCUCAUCGUUCUAGUCCCGUCACCCACCUCGACAGCUGUCCCACUGGGAGGGGUUUCCCGCCUCCCCACCCGGCGGGCCGUCGAUCCUUCCCUUACCUGUCCUCCUGCCAGUCGCCGGCUCCACCAGUCCGCGGCCAGCCGGCCUGCGGGCCGCCCCUGCCUCAAUCUCGGGGCUCGCCCGUGCUGCCGAACUGUGGACCGCUGCCAGUGCCACCUACCGACGGUGGAGCGAACCAGACGCCCUAUCCUUACCCCUGCCUCCUCUCCAAGGAUGAGCUGUUCUAUCCCAAUAAGAGGCGAUCACCGAUGAAGAACGGGUAUGAAGUCACUUCGAUGGUCGGAGUCAACGGGUCGCCCUCGUUCAGUCGCCACAGCCACAGCUCGGCGGCGAGUCCGUGCCGGCCGGCCAGUCGUGAGGUCCGUAACCUGCACGAUCACCACCAGCUCUGGUAGCUGAGAGUCAGUGAUCGGACGGACGGAAGAUCGACGGGCGUCGGACGCGGCGGAGAUGAGGAACCGCCGUCGGACGUACGACGUUCAGUAAGAGCAACACGAACACAGUCGCGUGGGAGAGAUGUGGUAGGUUGUCCGCGUGUUCACAGGGCAGGGCAGGUAUCACUGUAUUUUAUAUUGCCUCAUGUAUAGACAUGCCCUGUGCUGCAGACGGGUGGUAGCUAAAACCGGCAGCUUUAUAUGGGAACAAGCACAUCAGUCGCUACCGCGAGGCCAGGUAGAGUGGUGUCUGCACGCCGUGCUCUGCCUGCCUCCCCCCCCCCUCCCCCCCCCCCCCUAAGACACCGCGUCAGGCACAAACAAUCCGUCCCAAUCGCUCCUCGCCCGCUGGCCGGAAAGCAGCUACUGAAGAUUCGUAAGCCGUGCGCCUCGUCAGGAAGACAGACUGAUGGAAACUGGAGAUUAUUAUAUAUCCGUCUACUUAAUGUUAUAAUGGCUGUUAGAGAGUUAACUUACUGGUCUAGUGUAGGCCGCUGCGAGCAAUUGGUCCGCUGGACGGAGCCGGGCCGAACCGGACCGGACCAGCGGUGGCGUAUUCCGCGCUCUGCCGGCCGCCCUGCCGGCCACCCACCAGUAUUAACCGCUGACGAGCGGCGCCGGAGCGGGCACCGUCACUGCCACCGCUGUCGCCUCCGCCGUCCACUGCUGUCCGUUGUGCAAUCGUCAUGUGCCUGUAUUAACCUCCCCGGCUCGGUACAGCCGUGCCGGGCGCUCACUGACACCAAAGACGGCGUGCGCUGCGCCGCGACUCGUCACUGACCCACGUGCAAUCUCUGUAACCCACUCACGCUAGUCCUCUGCUCCCCGCUGAGUUACUCAUUUACUUGUGUCCCGUUGUGUCGUGCUUUCUCUGAAUACUCACCCUAAUCAUGGUUUCGGGACGGGCUACGCACGUUUUGGCAGCUAACGUCUCAGAUUAACAUAUUUAUGUACUCACUCGUUUUAUAUUUUGCAAUGCAUAGAGGUGUAUGAGCCGUCGUGUAACUUGUCUUAGAUAAGUGCACUUAGCUGGUGGGUCCAGUGAAAUGGAAGCGUUUGCUGUCUUUAAAGUCAAUAAAUGGAAGUUUAAAGUUUAAA
Messenger RNA from Amphibalanus amphitrite, 2820 nucleotides. RefSeq names its product alpha-tubulin N-acetyltransferase 1-like. Lineage: Eukaryota; Metazoa; Arthropoda; Thecostraca; Balanomorpha; Balanidae. Gene Ontology annotation, molecular function: tubulin N-acetyltransferase activity. Gene Ontology annotation, biological process: alpha-tubulin acetylation. The transcript is spliced from 5 exons. The coding region runs from base 19 to 1683 and encodes 554 amino acids. The record is from RefSeq and is a predicted model, not a curated record. Gene Ontology annotation, cellular component: microtubule.